CUCACUCUCACUUCUCUGCCGCAUUGGCUAGGGUUUUGUGAUCUCUCUCGAUUGUCUCUCCAUUUUCUUACCUCUCAAACACCAAGCCUAGAUCUUUUCCUUUGUCAUUUAUAUUCACUUCCAUGGCUUUAAUCAUACACUAGGGUUCUCCUGGUUGCUAUUUCGUUUUCUUUUUUAAGUAAAAAAAGAAAGAAAAGCUAAGAGAUUUUCAAUAAUCCAAUUUUUUUUAACCAAUGGCAACCACGAACCCUUUCGAUCUCUUGGACGAUGAUACUGAAGACCCAAGUUUGGUUAUUGCCGCUGCUGAGCAGCAGAAGCUUGAAAAGCCCAAGAAAGCUCCUGCUUCCGCCCCAGCUCAAGCUCAGCCGGCUAAGCCUGCUAAGUUCCCUUCCAAGCCAUCUCCUCCUGCUCAAGCUGUGAGAGAGGCAAGGAAUGAUCCUGGACGAGGAGGUCGUGGUGCUGGACGUGGAGGAGGCCGGGGAUAUGGUGGAAGAGGGUUCAAUCGUGAUUCCAAUGUCAAUGAUAACUCCAAUGCAUUUUCAGGAGGGUACAGACCUUCUGAAGAGGGAGAAGAAAGGAAGCAAACUGAAAGGCGUGGAGGAUAUGGUGGGCCUCGAGGUUCUUUCCGUGGAGGACGACGUGGUGGUUUUAAUGAUGGAGAAUCUGGAGAGGGGGAGCGCCCUCGCAGGAUGUAUGAUCGCCGUAGUGGGACUGGACGUGGGAAUGAGUUCAAACGUGAUGGUUCUGGACGUGGUAAUUGGGGUAGUCCUACUGAUGGAAUUGCUCCGGAGACCGAAGAAAAUGUCCCUGAGAAUGAAAAGAAUGUUAGCAUUGAGAAGCAGUCUGGAGAGGAAGAUGCCAUGGAUGCUGGCAAGGAGAAUGCUGCAAAUGAAGCUGAGGAGAAAGAGCCUGAAAACAAGGAGAUGACUCUGGAAGAAUAUGAGAAGAUUGUUGAGGAGAAGAGGAAAGCUUUGCUUGCCCUUAAGACUGAAGAAAGGAAAGUUGAUACCAAAGAGUUUGAGUCCAUGCAACAACUUUCAAGUAAGAAGAGCAACGAUGACAUUUUUAUCAAACUGGGUUCUGAAAAGGACAAGCGCAAGGAUGCUGAUAAAGAAGAAAGAGUAAAAAAGUCUGUUAGCAUCAAUGAGUUUCUGAAGCCAGCUGAAGGGGAGAGGUACUACGGACCUGGGCGUGGUCGAGGCCGUGGCCGUGGUCCUAGAGGUGGAUAUGGAGGCAAUACAGCUAGCAGUGUGUUAGCUCCCUCAAUCGAAGAUCCUGGGCACUUCCCUUCAUUGGGUGGCAAGUGAGACCCCACCGCUGCAAUCUGCACAAUGGUUUUCAUUUUCAUGGGAAUGCGUUGUGAUCUAUUCAAUAGUCAGGAGUCUACAAGCUUUUCUGUUUUUGAGUGUAAAUUUUAGAUACUUUGCCCAUUUCCUGACAUGCAUGCAUGCAUACUUUGUCUUUCUUAUUAAUUUCUUUUGUUUUACUGUUUUUGGUUAAAAUUAGAACACAAGUUUCAUUAUUACAACCAAAAAGUAGCGGCAUCAGUUUUGUUUCGGUUUAGGUUAAGAUGGUUUAGAGGGUCGUGUCGGAGUUUGAGACAUGGCAUUCAUGUUAUCUUUUUAAACCUCUAUUUACUGACGAUUUCGAGUUUUCUCCUGGCUUCAA
This is a messenger RNA of Gossypium raimondii (Peruvian cotton), 1668 nucleotides long. RefSeq names its product RGG repeats nuclear RNA binding protein A. The transcript is spliced from 7 exons. Gene Ontology annotation, cellular component: nucleus; cytoplasm. Gene Ontology annotation, molecular function: RNA binding. The record is from RefSeq and is a predicted model, not a curated record. The coding region runs from base 234 to 1307 and encodes 357 amino acids. Lineage: Eukaryota; Viridiplantae; Streptophyta; Magnoliopsida; Malvales; Malvaceae.